GCGGUCAACCUCAAAAUUGACUUUUCAUUUUGCCUUUUUGUGUUUACUGAAAAUUGAAAGCAGAGAGGGAGGAUGGUUGUUGUUACCUAACUACUCUCUAUCCCUCUUUUAUCCAAUGAUCAAACCCCCUCCUCCUCCUCCUCUACUUGAUUCAGCAAUGGAUUCUCACCCCAAUACGGAGGCUUUGGAUGCUCCGCUGCAUGCAAUCGGCUUUCAGAUCGAUGAGUUAACACCACACAAGGUCACAGGUCGUCUUCACGUUACUGCCAAGGCUUGCCAGCCAUUCAAGGUGUUACAUGGAGGCGUAUCAGCUCUGAUAGCAGAGGCGCUGGCGAGUAUGGGAGCACAUAUUGCGUCGGGAUGGAAGAGAGUAGCCGGUUUACAACUCAGCAUCAAUCACCUCAGGCGUGCUGACCUCGGCGAUCACGUAUUUGCUGAGGCCACACCUAUCCACGCUGGAAAUACCAUUCAGGUAUGGGAGGUGAGGCUCUGGAAGAUUGAUUCAGAAAGCAAAUCACUUGUAUCAUCAGCAAGGGUUACUCUUCUCACAAACUUGCCUGUGCCCAACAAUGCCAAGGAUGCUGCUACCACUCUAAAGAAGUAUGCUAAAUUGUAAAACCACCUUUCAAUUCCAGAUGUUGUCAAAGUGCUUGUUCAUACUACACUCACUAUUCCUUCCUCUUUUAUUAUCAUUACUAUUAUAUAUGUUCAAACAUUUUGAUGGAAUUCAUGUGAAUGAAAAACAGCAAACAACUUGCUUUCAUCCA
Molecule: messenger RNA, 767 nt
Organism: Cynara cardunculus var. scolymus (artichoke)
Lineage: Eukaryota; Viridiplantae; Streptophyta; Magnoliopsida; Asterales; Asteraceae
Product: 1,4-dihydroxy-2-naphthoyl-CoA thioesterase 1
Exons: 3
Coding region: 116-616 (166 amino acids)
Biological process (GO): phylloquinone biosynthetic process
Cellular component (GO): peroxisome
Molecular function (GO): 1,4-dihydroxy-2-naphthoyl-CoA thioesterase activity
Source: RefSeq, a predicted model, not a curated record